GAAAUAGUCCUGGUUCACUUUACAGACUCCAUUUUAACAGGAGGAAGAAGCUAUCUACUUUCUACUAAACUCAGUUUGAAAACCUUAAGCUUGGUUAUGUUUGAGGUUAUUUUCCCAGGGGACGUAUCGCUACAAAAUGGCGUCAUAGUAAACAGGACAUAUCGCUACAAAAUGGCGUCAUAGUAAACAGUACGCUUGGUCUGAGAGAUGAUGAAUGAUGCCAGAUUAGAUGAUCAACAGUGAGGGUUUUACGAUACCAGCCCUCCCGUAAGGAUGGAGGAAACAGCAGCCAAAACGAGUCUUUCAGAAGGAGGGAAGGUGAAGGAAUCCUCUUCAAGGAGCCUCAUCCAUCAGGAGAGACCCCCAUCACCUGUGCCCACUUGUGUGUCCAUGAAGAGUGACCAGUCAGUGGAGCGCAUGAUCGACUUCCAGAAUGCAGAUUACACUGAUGCAUCAAGAGGCCAGAUGCAGGAAUGGGACCCAGAUGCUGUCAGUGACCCGUUUACCAAGUCUCAACAGGAGGACCUGAAACACAUAUUCCAGGUGUUAGAGAAGAAGAUCAUCACCUUUGUGAAGAAUGAGCUGAAGAGAUUCAAGAAGAUGCUGAGUCCAGAUUACCAAGAGAACUUUGAGAAAAAAGAGGAUGAUGAGAGUGAUGUCAGAGAAGGGGCUCUGAAGAUGGCACUGCACUUCCUUAAGAAUAUGAAGCUGAAAGAUCUUGCUGACAAACUGCAACAAAAUGAGCUGGAUGUAGUUUUUCAGACUGAGCUGAAAAGAAAUCUCAAGAACAAGUACCAGAGUGUUUUUGAAGGAAUACCCAAGCAAGGAAGCUCUGCUCUUCUAGAAAAGAUCUACACAGAGGUCUACAUCACAGAGGGAGGAAGUGGAAAAGUAAAUGAAGAGCAUGAAGUCAGACAGAUUGAGUCAAGAUCCAAGAGACCAGCUGGACAGGAGACAUCAAUCAGAUGCAGUGACAUCUUUAAACCCUUACCUGGCCAAGACAAACCAAUCAGAAGUAUUGUCACAAAAGGAGUUGCUGGCAUUGGUAAAACUGUCUCAGUUCAGAAGUUCAUCCUUGACUGGGCAGAGGGAAAAGAAAACCAGGAUAUCCACUUCAUAUUUCCACUGCUUUUUCGAGAGCUGAACCUCAUGAGAGAAAAACAGCUCUCUUUGAUGGAUCUCCUCCACCACUUCUUCACAGAAAUAAAGCAGUUAACCUCUCUCAGCCAAGGGAAGUACAAAGCGUUGUUCAUCUGCGAUGGUCUGGAUGAAUGUCGACUCCAACUAGACUUUCAGAAAAAUCAAAGUUUGACUGAUGUGACAGAGGUCACCUCAUUGGAUGUACUCCUGACAAAUGUCAUCAAGGGUAAUCUGCUCCAUUCUGCUUUACUUUGGAUUACCUCUCGACCAGCCGCAGCCAAUCAAAUCCCGCCUGAUUGUGUUGACCGGGUCACAGAGGUACAAGGGUUCAAUGACCCACAGAAGGAGGAGUACUUCAGGAAGAGGAUCAGUGAUCAGAAUCUUGCCAGCGAAGUCAUCUCGCACAUCAAAUUAUCAAGGAGCCUCCACAUUAUGUGCCACAUACCAGUGUUCUGCUGGAUUGCUGCUACUGUUCUUGGGGUAAUUCUUGGCUCUUCAGGAGGUGGACAGAUUCCAAAGACUUUGACAGAGAUGUAUACCUAUUUCCUUAUUUUUCAAACCAAACAGAGCAACCUAAAGUUUGAAAAUGUGCAGAACCUUGAUCCACAGUGGAACCAAGAAGUUAUCCUUGGUCUUGGACAGUUGGCAUAUGAACAGUUAGAGAAGGGUAAUCUGAUUUUCUAUGAAGAAGACCUAAAAGAGUCUGGAAUUGAUGUCAGAGAGGCAGCAGUGUGCUCUGGCAUCUGCUCCCAGAUCUUUCGAGAAGAAUCAGGGCUUUAUAAAGAUAAGGUGUUCUGCUUUGUGCAUUUAAGUGUCCAGGAGUAUCUUGCAGCCUUGUAUGUGUUUUUGGUGAUGGCAGUUAAAGGGAAAGACAUAAUAUCCACACACCAAACUCCUGGAACAUUGAUUCAGCAGAAAUGGACAAGGAGUGUAAUAAGGACAUCCAAACACCAAGGUCAUGAAGUGGCAGGGAGUUUGUCUCCUUCAAUGAAGAAAUCCAUGAUCAUCUUACAGAAGAGUGCUGUGGACAAAGCUUUGAAGCAUGAAGAUGGACGCUUUGACCUAUUCCUCCGUUUCCUUCUUGGCCUCUCUCUGGAGUCUAACCAGACUCUCCUGCAUGGCCUACUACAGAGAGGACGAAAUCAGAUGGGCAAUGAAGAAACAAUCAGUUACAUUAAGGAAAAGAUCAGGGAGGUUCCUUCAUCAGAAAGGGUGAUCAACCUCUUCCACUGUCUGAAUGAACUCAAUGAUCACUCCUUAGUGGAAGAGGUCCAAAGGCUGCUGAUUGCUGGGACACUUUCUGGAGCUGAACUUUCACCUGCCCAGUGGUCAGCUCUAGUGUUUGUGCUGCUGACAUCAGAACAGAAGCUGGAUGUGUUUGACUUGAAGAAGUACACCAGGUCUGAUGAAGGUCUCCUAAGGCUGCAGCCAGUACUGGAUAAAUCUCAAAAGGCUCAGCUCAAUAGCUGUGGGCUCACUGAAAGGAGCUGUACAGCACUGGCAUGUAUCCUCAGCAAACCAUCUUCAAAACUGAAAAAUGUGGAUCUCAGUGACAACAGUAUUGGAGAUAUUGGGGUCCAAAAACUCUGUAGUGGACUGGAGAACCCAAACUGUGAACUGGAGACACUCAAGUAAGACAUUUUGAUUCUUCAGUAUUCCUUAAUAAUGAGUUUUAAGAGACAUUUUGUACAUUUUAAUACACUUUUUCAAAUUUUCAUGUAAAGUUUCAGCACACAUAGACUUGAAGAUCCUCCCUUUCAAUGAUAAAAGCUCACUGAAUGAACUGGAGAAGUUGUCUCAGUUUAUGAAACUAAUAUUAAGUACAUUUUGGGACAAACGCUCAGAUGGAAAUAAAAUGUCAAGAGUAUCAUAUAUAAAGUAUAUUUAUAUUAAGUCAUUGUCUACUGUGGUAAGUGUUAUUAUAAAUGGAAGUGCUAACAGUA
Molecule: messenger RNA, 3083 nt
Organism: Clupea harengus (Atlantic herring)
Lineage: Eukaryota; Metazoa; Chordata; Actinopteri; Clupeiformes; Clupeidae
Product: galactose-3-O-sulfotransferase 3-like
Exons: 8
Coding region: 274-2775 (833 amino acids)
Biological process (GO): glycolipid biosynthetic process
Cellular component (GO): membrane
Molecular function (GO): galactosylceramide sulfotransferase activity
Source: RefSeq, a predicted model, not a curated record